Wallemia ichthyophaga EXF-994 is the source of this 1107-nucleotide messenger RNA. RefSeq names its product putative transport protein. Lineage: Eukaryota; Fungi; Basidiomycota; Wallemiomycetes; Wallemiales; Wallemiaceae. Gene Ontology annotation, cellular component: membrane. The record is from RefSeq and is a predicted model, not a curated record. The transcript has 2 exons. The coding region runs from base 1 to 1107 and encodes 368 amino acids.
AUGACGGCAAGUGCUAAUUGGAGCGUGACAGAGAGCAUCACCAAGGCUCUUGCAGCGUACACGCCCAACUCUGCUGGCUUGCUCAUGAUAGCACUCGCGCAGCUCUUCUUCGCGUCAAUGUCUCUGUGCGUCAAGCUGCUUGGGCAAGUCGAUCCACCCGUGUCUGCGUUGGAGCUCGUCGUCGUGCGUAUGGCCAUCACCGGGAUUUGUGCACAGUCUUGGAUACUCGUGCACAACGCCUUCUCCGAUAACAAAAUACCCAAUCCAAUCCUUGGCCCUUUGCACGUCAGGUCGCUCCUGUUUGCCAGAGGAUUUGUCGGGUUCGCUGCCAUUUCCGCGCUUUACUACAGUCUCGCUUUUCUCGAUCUCAGCGACGUUACAAGUCUCGGUUUUCUUCUGCCCGUCGUUAGUGGCUUGUUGGGAUGGCUCUUCCUCAACGAGCCCUAUCUCCCCAUAGAGCGCUACUCCAGCGUCGUGAGUUUGCUUGGGGUGGUGUUGAUAGCCCGCCCACCUUUUCUCUUUGGCGGAGGUUUGGCUGACCAGGAGCACCAUCUUAGCUCUUCGCUUGGGCAGCGUUCUUUCGCCGUCGCUGUCGUUCUGCUCAGUGUGGUCGGUGCGAGUCUGGCGUAUGUCACCACGCGCGCGAUAGGCACACGCGCGCACCCCAUGCACGUAAUACUCGCAUUUUCGUGGUGCUCCGUGGUCUUCGGUGGGCUGCUGAUGAAGGCGCUUGGCGAGCCAUUCGUCCUGCCCAAGUCGACCAAAUGGUGCAUCAUGCUUGUCGCGAUUGGUGCAUUCGGUUUCAUUGGCCAGAUCCUCCUCACGCUCGGCCUGCGUAGAGAGAAAGUUGGAAGGGCUUCUCUCGGUAUGUAUCUACAGAUGGUGUUUGCAUUGCUGUUUGAGAAAAUCUUCUUCAAUUCUUCCCCUCAUGUGCUGUCGGUGGUGGGGGCGGCGAUUAUUAUCGCUACUAGCACCACUGUAGCAUUACAGAAGGACAAGAAAACUCAGCCAUCUGGCACACUCGACGAACAUGAUAAACUGAUACAGGACGAGAGAGAACGCUUCGCCCGUCUCGAUUAUGGUUCUUUGGAGCAGCGUGCAGGCUAA